ACACUGGUACCCAGCUCAGUGAAGCUCGAGAAAUUCGCCUCAAACGACCGGAAGUUCCACCGGAAAUCGCAUUCUUACAUUGUCAUGCAACAAACUGUAUGAAAAUAAUAUUUGGGAUAGAAUAGGUUUCCACACAAAGUAUUACGUCACGUUUCAUUAUAUCAGAUAAGCUGAGUUCGGAAAAUACUGACCAAAAACUUCGCGGUAUUCGGUUUUCUGACGGCGUGUUUUGGCCGCAUCCUGGGACGUGCUCGCGGUUGCUGCUAGCUUUACUUUGGUCCAGAGAAAGAGUGAAGGAUGUGACUGAAGCCUCUUUCGCGUGCCUCAUCGGCCCUGACUCACUACGCCGUUUGUGUACACUCCUACUGCACUUUGCCUACGAAAUGGAGCUCGAUGGAAAUUAGCAAGCGUGUACCUCUUCGAAUUCCCACCCUUACCUUUGGAGAAUGAUCCACCGGCAGGUUAUUUUAUCCCAGAACUUGUACCAAAAUCGGUUCCUGGGCUUGGCGGCCAUGGCAUCCCCAACUCGCAGCAGCCAGACCCGCCAGCGCUGUAAGGAUGCGGUUCGGCACAGCUAUGGCCCUGAGUCCUUUGCUGUCAAUGGCCUGAACCAGGAUGCUUUUAUGUUGGGACUGUCACGCUCCACCAGCGACACUGAUCUGGUCUCUCCAGAUGCACGUUCCACUCUUACCAUCAGCUCUUCCCACUACAUCAUAGGCCAGUCCGAAGACCUGGUGAUCACAUGGGACAUCAAGGAAGAAGUGGAUGCUGGAGACUGGAUUGGGAUGUAUUUAGUUGAUGAGACGUUAUCGGAGAACUUUCUGGACUACAAGAACCGAGGCAUCAAUGGAUCUCACAAAGGACAAAUAGUCUGGAAAAUUGAUUCUAGCUCCCACUUCAGUGAACCUGAGACCCAGGUCUGCUUCAGGUACUACCAUGGUGUCACUGGGGCACUGAGGGCAACCACACCCAGUGUAAUCAUCAAGAAGGGCUCAGCGCCUGUACUGAAGCCAGUGGUCAGUCCUGAAGUCAACCAUGGACUGGGCAACAGAAGACUUAUUAACUUUAACCUGUCAGACCUCCAGGCAGUGGGACUGAAAAAGGGGAUGUUCUUCAAUCCAGACCCGUACCUGAAGCUGUCCAUUCAGCCCGGAAAGCACAGCAUCUUCCCGUCUCUGCCACACCACGGCCAGGAGAAACGUUCCGGAGUGGUCUGCAACACUGUCAACCCUAAGUGGAGCACAGAGAGGUUUAACUUUGUGUCCCUACCCACUGAUGUCCUGGAGAUUGAGGUGAAGGAUAAGUUUGCCAAGAGCAGACCAAUCAUCAAGCGUUUCCUGGGGAAGCUCUCGGUCCCGGUCCAGAGACUGCUGGAAAAACAUGCCAUCGGGGAUCGAGUAGUAAGUUAUUCCUUAGGUCGCAGGUUGCCUACAGAUCAUGUCUGUGGCCAGCUGCAGUUCCGCUUUGAGCUGACCUCCUCCAUUCACCCAGACGAUGAGGAGGUUUCCUUAGUCAUAGAGGCGGCCUGUCCUGAGGGUGGACACGCAGCAGAUGUCAACCAUGCUGCUGAUGCUCCCGAUGAUGACACACUGAGCGUGGGCCCUGACAUGCCUGAUCUUCCCUUGGAUGCUCCUCCUGACCCUGAGACUUUACCUGAAGCAGCCUCCGCACCCAAGGAGGUCCAACCCGCUGAGAAGGAGCAGGGUGAAGCGACGUCACAGGAGGAGCAAGGAAGUGUGGAAGAGGAGACCACGGUGAGAGAGGAACCCUUGACUCCUGAGCCUCAGGUGGAGCAGGCGGAGGGAGAAUCUGCUGAGCAGCAGCAGGAGGGAGGAGAGGAGGGGCAGCAGGAGAAAGGAGAGGUGGAGCAGGGAGAGGAGACUGCAGCCCAAGCCGAGGAGGAGGUUACAGCAGAAGGAAGAGAGGCUGUGGAUGAAGCACAGUCAGAGCCACACUCUGACUGUGCCGUAGCAGAAAUGACUCUCGAUGAGGCCACUGCUGUGGAGGCUCCCCCCGAGGAAAACACUGCACCCCAGGAGGCUCCUGUAGGCCCAGCUGAAGGGGCCCCGCAGGAGGUUGGAGAGGGAGGGGAAAGAAGCUGUGCCCCCUGCUCCUGCCAGUCUCUCUUGUCGAACUACAACUCCAAUGCUCAUUCACGCCGUAAAACCCGCCCCUGCUCCCUCCCGGUGUCAGAGCUGGAGACGGUGAUUGCCUCGGCCUGUGGCGAGCCUGAGACGCCACGAUCCCACUACAUCCGGAUUCACCACCUCCUUCACAGUCUUCCCUCGGCCCAGCACAGACCGCCCAGCCAGGAGGAAGAGCAAAGUGGGGAAGGAGUGAAUACAGACAGCACUGUGGAGACAAACAGCACAUCACCAACACAUAAAACCUCCAAAGAGCAGGAGGGGCAGGAGGAUGAUGAAGAAGAGGAUACAUCACAGUCACCCUCUCAGGUUCUGGGGUGUCCGGGCCCCUGCUGUCGGCGCUCGCUGCCCCGCAGCCUCUCCAUUGAGCGCCUCUCUGAGCUGAAUCAACUUCUGGAAGGUGAAGGAUUUGGCGGAGGCCACACAGCAGUCAGGAGGAUCUCCCCUUCCUGUCCAGAAAGCGAGGAGGGGGAUUCCAGCAAUGGAGGAGGAAGGAGGGCUGGCGGCAGCGCCCACAGAGCUCCAGGUGAAAGCGAGUGCGAGUUUUGUGACACCUCCUGCUACAGCACCUCCUGCUACAGCACCUCCUGUUACAGCACAUCAUGCUACAGCAACUCCGGCUAUGAGGGGAGGGGGCGGUUUUGCAGCCACACCCGCCUGUCUUCGGUGGAGAGUAACCGGCUCUCCAGCAGCACUGUGUUCUCCUCCCAGGAAGAGGAAGAUGAGGAGAGCGCCUUUGAGUCAAUACCUGAUGGAAAUCACGGCCCUGACGGACAAGAGCAGGGCGGGGCAGAGAGGAGGACGGGCAGAUGGAAGGAGACCAGGAGCGGAGAGCAGGGGGAUCCAGCUGUGGCGGGGCCCAGUGAUCAGAACAGCAUCGGCUCAAGCUUCUCCCCUCCUGUUGGCCAUCUUCCAGUCCUGCGACCCAGCCAUGACCUAAACCAUUUUCCUGCUGCCACUGACCAAGCCUUACCUCCAAACUGGGAAGCUCGGAUUGACAGCCAUGGCAGAGUUUUCUACGUGGACCAUGUCAACCGGACCACAACCUGGCAGAGGCCGAGCCAUGCUACCAAAUGUAACCAUGGCAUACCUCGCUCAGGGUCCACACAUCAGAUGGAGCAGCUCAACAGAAGGUACCAGAACAUACAGAGGACUAUGGCCACAGAAGAGAGUGGAGGGAGUCAGAGGACUGAGCGGAGCAGCAGUACUGAAACUGAUCCUGACUCCACUCAGACAGGCCCCGCCUCCCCUGUCAAUCAACAGAAGAUCAGCCAUCUCCUCCAGUCUCCUGCUGUCAAGUUCAUCACACACCCAGAAUUUUUUACUGUGUUGCACAGCAACUAUGCAGCGUACCGGAUGUUCACCAGCAGCAGCUGUGUAAAGCACAUGAUCCUGAAGGUGCGCCGUGAUGCCAGAAACUUUGAGCGCUACCAACAUAACAGGGACCUUGUGGUCUUCCUCAACAAGUUUGCAGAUAGUCAGCUGGAGCUGCCAAGGGGUUGGGAAAUCAAAACAGACCCCCAGGGCAAGUCUUUCUUUGUAGAUCACAACAGCCGAGCCACGACCUUCAUCGACCCUCGGAUACCUCUGCAGAAUGGCCGGCUGCCUGGCCACCUCGCCCACAAACAGCACCUGCAGAGACUACGCAGCUACAGCGCCGGGGAGGCCUCUGAUGUGUCCAGGAGUCGAGGGGCUUCUCUGAUGGCCAGGCCGGGAAACAGCUUGGUAGCUGCUAUACGAAGCCAGCAUUAUGCUGACUCACAGCAGCUGAGCGCUCCAUCUUACAAUGACAAGAUAGUGGCAUUUCUUCGACAGCCAAACAUAUUUGACUUGUUACAGGAGCGACAGCCCAGCCUGACUAGGAACCAUGCACUGAGGGAGAAGAUCCACUACGUCAGGACUGAAGGAAAUCAGGGAGUGGAGAAGCUGUCAUGUGAUGCUGACCUGGUCAUCCUGUUAAGUUUAUUUGAAGAGGAAAUCAUGUCAUGUGUUCCACCUCACCCCAUCCAUCACAACCUCAGCUUCUCUCCUCGCUGUUCCCCCGCCUCGUCGCCACAGAACUCUCCUGGCUUGCAGAGGGCCAGGGCUCCAGCUCCUUACCGCAGAGACUUUGAAGCCAAACUGCGAAACUUCUACAGGAAAUUAGAAGCUAAAGGAUACGCCCAGGGGCCAGGAAAGAUCAAGUUGCUCAUCAGGAGAGAACAUCUACUGGAAGGAACCUUCAACCAAGUGAUGGCAUAUUCACGCAAAGAGCUGCAGAGGAAUAAACUCUAUGUCACGUUCCUUGGGGAGGAGGGGUUAGAUUACAGCGGUCCUUCCAGAGAGUUCUUCUUCCUCUUGUCUCAGGAGCUCUUCAAUCCAUACUACGGCCUGUUUGAAUACUCAGCCAAUGACACCUACACCGUGCAGAUCAGCCCCAUGUCAGCGUUUGUUGAGAACCAUCUGGAAUGGUUCCGUUUCAGUGGUCGCAUCCUGGGCCUGGCUCUGAUCCAUCAGUAUCUGCUGGACGCUUUCUUCACUAGACCGUUCUACAAGGCCCUGCUCAGACUGGCGACGGACCUGUCUGAUCUGGAGUAUCUGGAUGAGGAGUUUCAUCAGUCUCUACAGUGGAUGAAAGACAACGACAUCACCGACAUCCUCGACCUAACCUUCACUGUCAACGAGGAGGUGUUUGGCCAGGUAACGGAGCGUGAGCUAAAGUCCGGUGGCGCCAACCUCCAAGUCACUGAGAAGAACAAGAAGGAUUAUAUAGAGCGAAUGGCCAAGUGGAGGGUGGAGAGAGGAGUGGUGCAACAGACGGAGGCGCUGGUCCGAGGCUUCUACGAGGUGGUGGACUCCAGGCUUGUGUCGGUAUUCGAUGCACGGGAGCUGGAGCUGGUCAUUGCUGGGACGGUGGAGAUUGACCUCGGUGACUGGAGAAACAACACCGAGUAUAGAGGAGGUUACCAUGACGGCCACAUAGUGAUGCGCUGGUUUUGGGCUGCAGUGGAGCGCUUCAACAAUGAGCAACGCCUCCGUCUGCUGCAGUUUGUCACGGGGACAUCCAGCGUUCCCUACGAAGGCUUUGCCGCCUUGCGAGGUUCGAAUGGCCUCCGGCGCUUCUGCAUUGAGAAGUGGGGCAAAGUGACAUCGCUACCCAGAGCUCACACCUGCUUUAACCGCCUCGACCUGCCUCCCUACCCUUCGUACACCAUGCUGUAUGAGAAACUGCUCAUUGCUGUGGAAGAAACCAGCACAUUUGGUCUGGAGUGAGACAGACAAAUCAAACACUGCACGCCUCUAUGUCCAACACUGGCUGGGCCAAAAUGUGAAAGGAGCGCAGCCUAACCUGUCUUAAAGAUCCCGGAAUUGUACUGGAAAUGUUUCUGAUCAUGUUGGAUACGCAGUAUGUUUGUCACUGUUACAGUUCUGUGCGUCAGAGUCUGUCACUUAGGAGGAUCUUUACGAUUGCACGCAACACUCACGGCGGCACAGCACUUAUUUUUCUAUAAAUCAUUAGAAAAUAAGAAACAAUUACAAAGACUUUUUUAUAAUUAAUAUUGAUCAGUCUGUGUACCUGAAGAAUGAGUCUGUCAAAUCGAAUCAAAAACUUUUGUUGCAUGUACCACAAUUCAUCCGACAAUGAAAAUGCUUUGGCUGAUAAAAGCAAAAGCAAAGUGUUUAUACUCAGUACAGCAACAGGUGAAAAGUAAUGUACAGAAAUAAGAACAAUAUGAGCAACACAGUAACACUGAAAACAGUAAUUUUCCAUAUGACAAUAACAACAGCAAUGUGCUUGGAGACAUGCUGGAAGUUAUCUUUAAUAGACAGAAAAUAUUUAAAUAAUAAUUUAAUAACCAUCAAAACCUACUGUAGAAAGAAAAUCAGAAAGAGAAAUGAAAGAAAUGGGUUAAAACCGUUAAUAGAAUUAAAUACUAUUAGUUACUCUAAAAAUGUUACAGUCAUUGCAAACUUUGAUCCAGAAAUCUUCUUUUUAUCAAAAGAUGUAUGCAAAGAUUGUUACACAAAUCCUCAGGUGGUUUCCUGCUGUGGACAUGUAGAAUGUCUAAUGCAAGUUUAAAUUCAAAAGAAAAAAACCUCAAUCAGUUUAAUGCAAAGUUUAGUAGCCCUGAAGCCAAAGGAACAGUUGUCUGGGUUUUUUGUUGUUGUGUUUUUUUAGUGGAGAUACUACAAAUACCAAUAUGUAUCUGUCUGGACUGCAGCAGCCCAAAAGGAACUUGCCUGAGGACUUAACAGAACUGCAGCACAAUGGGAAAUAAGAGGUUAAGGCAAAUAUAUGAUGGGCUGCAGACAAUUAAGAGAGAAAGACUGAUUAUCACUCAAAAAACUCCCAACAGGUAAAGAAAACUGCACUGAAGACAAGGUGAAUACACAUGCUCAGAAACUACUGAACAUCUGGAAAUGAAAUGAAUGUCAAUAAUGGGCAAGCCACAAAGCAGUGAAGUUUCUGUUUCAAGCAAUGUGAAGAGUAGUCUGGUACACUGGAAAUCAAGAAAUAUACAUUCACAGCAUCCAGGCUGUACUCGCAUAAAAAGACAGGCCCUCCCUGCAAUUAAAGACUCCGCAGUACUAACAUGCUUCUGAUACUCAUCCUGGAAGUCCUGCAUCUGCGCCCACAGCUGUGCCACAGUACUGUGCCUCCCUUUAAAGUGAUGACAACAACUGGACACAGACACUCCACAGACACUCUAUGUUGCAUAGAGCUCAGUGAUGAGGCAAUGAUGUCAAGUAUUGCGAAUGCAAAAGCAGCCAUCAAUUCCAGCACAAGGGCUUCUGGGAUUCCUUUUGUGGAGACUAAGGGCGAUUACGUCAAACCAAGCUACGUGAGCUCCGUGAUUCGUGACUCUUCACGACAGAAUUUAUACUUGGACGCUCUCCAGAUGGCUAAGGAGGACUAAAGUGGGAUUCUGCUUUCAGCCUGUGGUCUGGCUGUUUGAAUGGGAGCUUCUCACACUCUUGUUCGAGUCUUCCACAAACGAACUUGUCAUCUCUGACCAUGCACCAUUGGUGCUGCUCUUUGUAUGGAGCCGGUACUCCAGUAUUUAACUCUUUGCUGUCUCAAACACAGUGACCAGUGCAAGAGCAGCGUGUGGAAUCUCCAGUGGCCUCAGACCAAUGUAACAGAUCCCUGAACUGAUGUGGCCCUACUGGUAGAAAUGUGCGAUGUGUAAAGGGACAAACAGGUGUAACAUAUGCAAUAGUUGAGACCUUUACUCCAAUCUGUUCCACAGUCUGCCAUAUUCUUUUAGACACUGACUGACUGCAGUGCACCCUUGACAUCUCCAGCCCCUUGCCUGCAUCUCUAGCUGAGUGAUGAAGCUGUGCCUCAGUUACUUUCUGCCUCAUACGUGCCCUGUGGGGGUAGUACUGACAAAAGGAAAGUCAUUUGCCUUGGGUUUUUUUUAAGUCAGGUUAAUUGGUAAUAGUCACUGAUUACUGUAUUUACAAUGGAUGUAGCUUUGUGGGCAGAUAACUAGCCUGAUAUAAGCAAUGCCAAAUAUAAACAGAACCAGGAGGCAUCAAAGCUGGCUGGAAAUCUGACACAUUUUCGCCGGAUUUGACAGAUAGACUUGUAGCUACUCUUCCCAAGCUGUAGGCUUUUGUCAACCUAACUGUUGAAUGAGUUGUAAGGCUAACAGGGAACUAAUGGCUUACACAUCAAAGUGUGUUUUACCAUUUCAAGUACAGCUACAAUGUUCAUAAAACUUGAGAAAAGUUGGCAGAAAUGCUUUCUUGUGGAGUUGCGUAUGUUUGUCGCAGGCUAGACACAAAUCUCCAACCUUGCUGUCAGUGGUCAAAGCACCAGGUUUCUGAAUGUUUCUGAAACCCAUGACUGACAUCACGACGUGCACAAUAUUGUAGUCCAUUUACAUCUCCCGGAAAUUUUUUUUGUAAACUUUAUUAAUUCCCAGUUAAAGCCGACGACUCCAGUGGUGGAACAGUUCAGUUAACGAAUGAACUGGAAACACUUCUGAAUCAUGGAGUGUAGUUUUUGUUUGAUCCACUUCUGAUUAAGUGACUUGGCCUGUGGUAAAAAGAAUGUUUGUCACUGAUUUUUAUUAUUGCUCCCCUCUAAAGACAAUUCAAGGUUUGAACCAAACUGUGCUUUUAGAGAAUUGUUACAUACCUAAUAAAUGCUAGGUGUUUGCAGGGAAGACAACUGUGUGCAAUGAGAAAGAUGAGACCUCUUGUUCUGCUUCUAAGUGUUGGGAUUAAUUGUUCAGGUUUU
Molecule: messenger RNA, 8373 nt
Organism: Pundamilia nyererei
Lineage: Eukaryota; Metazoa; Chordata; Actinopteri; Cichliformes; Cichlidae
Gene: hecw1a
Product: HECT, C2 and WW domain containing E3 ubiquitin protein ligase 1a
Exons: 29
Coding region: 447-5396 (1649 amino acids)
Biological process (GO): regulation of dendrite morphogenesis; ubiquitin-dependent protein catabolic process; protein ubiquitination
Cellular component (GO): cytoplasm
Molecular function (GO): ubiquitin protein ligase activity; protein binding
Source: RefSeq, a predicted model, not a curated record